CAUCCAUCGGACAACGUGAGUCCGGACAAAGCUGGAUUCAAGGCAGAAUUGGAAAGAGAAGGUGAAGACAAGGUGAAGACACACUCCUUUGUGACGAUCAUGUGAACAACUCAGUCCUAAGGACAAUUCCUGUCGCUUCAGCAAAAGCCAACGACUUGUUGGAAUCGACACUGUUGAAGCUUAAUGACAACAUGUUGUCAGUAUCUCAGUCUAUGAGCUUGAUACAAGAAACCCUUGCUCGAUUUGCCGAUGGCCAAGAGUUGAGGAAUUGUCUGACUCAGACACCAACUCGAAUAAUGACGCUUCUGAAUGAGACAGCGACACGCUGCUUAAAAAAAGGAGAGAAGAGUAACCCGACACGGGAGUUGAAAGAUGAUUUGCUCGACACGAUCGCCAUCGAUCUGAGCGCUGACGAGUAA
Porites lobata is the source of this 419-nucleotide messenger RNA. The record is from the annotation of a GenBank genome assembly. Lineage: Eukaryota; Metazoa; Cnidaria; Anthozoa; Scleractinia; Poritidae.